UUUCUUUUACUACUUUUCUCUCUCUUGAAAAACUUUUUUCUUUGUCCUCUUUUAACGUAAAUCAUGCUGCAAGAGUUUAGUCGAAUAAAUAUUCUUGCAAACGCAUUUCUGUGAAAAUGACGCGAAAGAGAAAAAUUUGCAAGAGACGAAUUAUAAAGAGAGAGUACUCGCAAUAACGAUUAUUAUCUUUUAUCUCAAAUCCUGUCUUAAUUAUCACGAGUGUAUGAAGAUCUCGUGAGAUGUGAAAUGCGCAAUCCUUGCUAAAAAAUCGCAUCCGUAAGAGUUUUGAAUUAGUGACCGCCGUCGCCGUUUAUCGAUCGAUCCACACUCUUUUAUGCGGUCAGUAACUGAAUAUAUACUCCCACACCUGGUACUGGUACACCUGUACUCGUUCCUAGCAACGAGCUGUUGGUGGGCGACUCUUUCUACGCGACGGAUAACGAGUUAUUGCAAUACUUAAUUAUACCAAUUAUAUUGACGAGUAUUACACACAGUGAGGACAGAGAAUUAUUUUCUAUAGUGUCUAUGACUGUACAAGGCAGUAGUGAGUACGUCAUCUUCGUGAAUGCAAUCGAUCGAUUCGCACAAGUGAAAUACAUGCCCGCAAUAUCUUUUUUCGAACGACCUUGUUCCUUUUAGCGCGACAAGAGUCACUAGAAAGAGAUUGUAAGAAUGGCUAAAUCCGCCGAGUCUACGAGGGGUAGAAAAUUGAGGAGAUCGCGCAAUGUAUCAUCCUUCUUGGAGGAGUCGACGGAGAGCGCGACCUCGCCGCCGAAGGCGACGAUGAGCGUCGUUGUAGAUGUUCAUAGUGAAAAUUCGUCGAACCGCCAACAACGGAAUGACGAGAAUGGUCUCGCGAUCGAACUCUCGGACGAUAAAGAGACUAAACAUUCCUCUCAGAGCUCGAAAGUUUCCUCGCGAGCGAGCGAAGCGUCUUGGAAUCGAUCCGCUGAUCGCGGAGCGAGGAGGAGGAGAUCCUCGAACGAUCGUUCUCAUCGGUCGCAUGAUGAGGUAAUGACGAUAGUGUCAUUGGAUCUGAUAGAGGAAUCCGGGAACAGAAACGACUCCCAUGAGGAGAAACCACGUCGUAGGAAGCAAUGGAACGCCGCGACGAACGAGACAGAGAUGAUGGAUUCGAAAAGGCCACCGCGGAAACGUUGGUCGAAAGAUACCGGGAUCAUUCGGUUGCCCGAGACGAGCGAUGACGCUUCUCCGUUGAUCGACGACUCGCAACAUCGUAAAGUUCCAGUUCCGGCGCCGCGAACCAAUAACGUAGCUCUCGUUUUCGACAAUCCAGCGUUCGUGUCCGAGGACGAGGUACUCCGCAUCGAGACCGAUCACAAUCGCGAGAGCACCAGGAUCGAGAUGGGGAGAAUGGGAAGUGAUCGCUCGAAUAUCGAUGAGGCUGGCUCAACGUCCGGUAGCUCGUCGAGAAAGCAACGACAAAGCGAACGACAUAUCGCGAUGAAUAGCGACAGUCGGUCUUCCAGGACAACCAGAUUUGAACAAUCUUUGAACGAUCGAAAGAACAGCGUCGGAGAACUGGAUUUGUCGACGAGUUUAGGGAGAGUCACCGAUGAGGUUCGAUCGAGCUCAAUGGAAGAUCGAACAUUGACAAGCGGUGACGGAAGACUUCAAUCGGAAACGACGACGCGAGAUCGAUCGUCGAGAGGAGGAGAGCGAUCGUUGUUUGAAAAGAAGAAUAUUUCCGUCGAUGAUAAGGUCAUCAGCUUGUCAGCCGCGAAGGACACGAUCGAUCCGAUGGUCAAAAAAAAGAGGAGAAAGAAACGGAAACAGGAGAAGGAAGAAACGAGGGAAGACGAGAGUAGAUACAUUUCUGUAACAAUUCAUCGGGCGAACAUGCUCGAAGACGACUACGCGAACGUAAAACGGCCGAUGGUGAUGGUCCACAUCGUGGAGACACGCACCGGCUCGUACCUGAAGAACGGCAACGCCUAUCUUCGGCCGUUAAUCACCGGCAAAUUCGAUUUCAGGGAGAAUAGGUCAAUGAUACCGGUUUGGGAAGAGGAACUCGUCUUCGAGCACGACUUUGACGCGAUCUUGAAACGCGAGGAUAGCGAUCGGACGGUGAUCCUUUUCGAAGUGAUAGACCUCUUAAGCUUCGCCGAAGCGAGUCUCGUCUACGAUAGAAUCGGUAGCGAGGGAUGUUGGAAUAAAAUCGCAUGGGCGUUCCUUAAACCUGUUGGAUUCAAUAACAUGCUUCACACGGAUAAAAAAGUACGAUUGCAGCUUUACAGACCUAGACGAAGCUCCAAGCGAUACGGGAAACACACAUGCGAGGUUUAUACAUGGUGGCAGUCGAACAAGAGGGACAAGUAUCCGAGCAGUCUCCUGGUAACAGUGACUUCAGUCCCAUCAUCGAAACACGAAUCUGUGCUUUAUCAGCAAUUACCGCUAAAUGAUCUUCUCGACGACGCACAUAACGAUUCACGGAGAGGACUCUCGAUGGAGCGUCGCACGUCGGAGUCGACGAUUGGUCUCCCAAAAUGGGCCCGACUGGCCGCUCAGUCCUGCAAGAUCCCAAACAAGAAAAUGUUCGAGACGGAGGCAAGCGAGAACGGCUGUUUCUACGUCACCUUUAGCAACGACGGCAAGUAUCUGGCCUGCGUCCAUUCCGAGGAGUACAAUUAUCCAAUUAUCGUUUAUGAGAUCGAAACCGGCAAAAUUCACGUUCGAUUUCUCGGCCACAAAACUUUUGUGUACUCUCUAAAUUGGUCCAGCGACGAUUAUCACCUGCUGUCGGCGUCUGCGGAUCAAACGGCGCGUAUCUGGGAUAUUCGCAAUCAGAUUGUGCAGCACAUCGAGAUGCUGCCGCAUCCUUCGUAUGUUUAUUGCGCCAGGUACGCUCCCGGCAAAAUGACGAUUGUAGCAACAGGAUGUUACGAUGGAGUAGUUCGCAUCUGGGCAAACGAGAACGGAAUAUCAACGAAGCGAGAGUUGAACCAGGAGUUGGAGGGCCACGAGGGUUUCGUCAGCUCCAUGAUCUUUCAAAAAAAUGGUAACUUGAUCACGGCCGACAGCGUAGGAUCGAUAAUCCUUUGGACGGUUCGCCGAAAUGGUAGGAUGUCAUCGAGAUGGGAAUGGUGUGUCGCGAGGAGGAUAAAGAUUCGCGAGAUUGAGGGGGUUGUCAUCAAUACGAUCGUUCUGCAUCCCCUUGAGUCUAGACUUCUCGUGCACUCGAGGGACAAUGGCCUGCGAAUGAUGGAUCUCGCGACCGGCGUGAUCUUGCAGAAAUACAAACAGCUGAACAAUCAAAGGAUACAAUUGAGAGCCUGCAUAUCUCCCUGCGGAGGUUUGAUCUUGUGUGGCGGAGAGGAUUCCGUACUAAAUAUCUGGAACUUGGAGACGGGUAAGCAUGUGGCCAAAUAUGCGGACGGGCGUAGUUCGUCCAGAGCGGUCAUUACUUGCGUAGAUUAUCAUCCCUACGACCAUGUAUUGGCAUUCUCAAUAUUCGGCAAUCCGACGUCAGUCCGCGUCUUGAGGUUCAAUAAGAACGCGAACGGUAGCGAUGUUGGAUUAAAUCUUUUUACGGAGGAACCGGAGGAUAUGUCGCGAGUUUGUGAUAAUGAAGUGAUCAUGAACGUCUUGGAGUAUCCUUUGUCCCAGCAGGGCAAAUCCAGUGGCGGUACGACAGUGAGGAAAGAGAUCUUCUCGUCUUCUUGUCGUCCCGCUAAUGAUCACACAAUGAUCCAGAUCGAGAACGACGAUUGCGAGCGAUCGUGGAUGACGCUCCGCCGCUUGAAAGAAAUGGAACGAUGUUGGAGGGAGAAGAGCCGGAAUCGCUUACAUUGUAUUAUCGAAAAGAUCGACUCGAUGCUGUCCAAGAGUUCAAUGUUCUUUGAGGAUGAAGGCGAACGGAUUUCCAGCCGGAUAAAUGAGCGUCGCCGUUCCUGGAUCCGAUCAAAUACUAGUACGUCCAGCGACAUCGUUCCUAAAGGAGACAUACUCCUUGAAGACUGCGCUGCAAAUUCCAUUAGGUAUCACCAGAGUGAUCCUAACGAGAACAAUAAGAACGCACGGUCCGACUCGGCGAGUCGCCAAAUUUGCUCUGAUUCCCGCAAAACGAUUUCAGCUUCUCUCGAAAAAACGAAUACGCUCGAGCUAAGUUCUCCGGACAGCGCCGGAACUUACGUCGUAGAAAUGCCGAAUUUGAAUGAAAAUGUCAAUAAGGUAUCAUUCAUAGCCGAGAAGAUGAAUUCUAUUCAACUGAGCGACAGCUCGCUGGCCAGCAAUGUUACAUUUAUUAUAGAGAACGAGCGAACAUGAGUAAUUUUUCUAUCGAGUUUUUUGUAUUAGCCUUUUUUUAACAUAAAAUGAUAACGCUAUCUCUGUCGUGUGGUGUGCACAACAAUAUUUUAAUUAUAUAAAUAAUAUAAAGGUAUAAAAUGUACACGAUGGCGAAAAUCAUCGUAUAUGAAUUUUAUUUGUUGUAACUCUAUCUCUCGCUUUCUUCAAUUUUAGAUCAAUAAAAAAAUAAACAUAUAUAUCUGUUACAAAUAAACCUCGCAAGAAUUUCUAACAAUAUACUUAUAGUAUGGCAAUAAAGUAAAUUAUUCCAAUUCAGGAUUACGUGGUGGAAGAGACUAAUCAUAUGAUG
This is a messenger RNA of Formica exsecta, 4618 nucleotides long. RefSeq names its product jouberin-like. The record is from RefSeq and is a predicted model, not a curated record. Lineage: Eukaryota; Metazoa; Arthropoda; Insecta; Hymenoptera; Formicidae. The coding region runs from base 673 to 4287 and encodes 1204 amino acids. The transcript is spliced from 6 exons. Gene Ontology annotation, molecular function: protein binding. Gene Ontology annotation, cellular component: ciliary basal body. Gene Ontology annotation, biological process: motile cilium assembly.